AUGGCCUCCCUUGCUGCAGCAAAUGCAGAAUUUGGCUUCGACCUGUUCCGGGAGAUGGAUAGCAAUCAAGGAAAUGAAAAUGUGUUCUUCUCCUCUCUGAGCAUCUUGACGGCGCUGGCCCUGGUUCGUUUGGGUGCUCGUGGCGAUGGCGCACACCAGAUCGAUAAGAUGCUUUACUUUAACAACCCUUCAAGACAAGGAAACUCUUCUAAUAACAAGCCAGGACUCCAGUCUCAGUUGCACAGAGUUCUCUCUGAUAUAAAUUCAUCUCACAAGGAUUAUGAGCUCAGCAUUGCUACUGGUCUUUUUGCAGAACAAGUGUUUGACAUUCACAAGAACUACAUUAAAUGUGCUGAGAAACUAUAUAAUGCCAAAGUAGCAAGAGCUGACUUUACGAAUGAUAUAGAAGACACCACAUACAAAAUUAAUAAAUGGAUUGAAAAUGAGACACAUGGGAAAAUAAGGAAGGUGUUUAGUGACAGCAGCAUUAGCUCGUCUGCGGUCAUGGUGCUGGUCAAUGCUGUUUACUUCAAAGGCAAGUGGGAGUCGGCCUUCACCAAGAGUGAAACAGUCAAGUGCCGAUUCCGAUCUCCCCAGUGCUCCGGGAAGGCGGUUGCUAUGAUGCACCAGGAGCGGAGGUUCAAUCUAUCUGCUGUUCAGGAUCCGCCCAUGCAAGUUCUUCAGCUCAGAUAUAAUGGUGGCAUCAGCAUGUACGUACUGCUGCCCGAGGAGGACGUGUCUCAGAUUGAAAAGAAACUGAGUUUUCGGAAUCUAAUGAACUGGACCAAUCCAAGGAAGAUGACUUCCCAGUAUGUGGAAGUGUUUCUUCCUCAGUUCAAGAUAGAGAAGAAUUAUGAAAUGAAACGCUAUUUGCAAGCCCUUGGGCUGAAAGAUAUAUUUGAAGAAUCCAAAGCUGAUCUUUCCGGAAUAGCUUCAGGAGGUCGUCUUUACAUCUCAAAACUAAUGCACAAGUCGUACAUAGAGGUCAGUGAAGAUGGCACGGAGGCCACGGCCGCCACGGAAAACAACAUCGUGGAGAAGCAACUCCCGGAGUCCACUGUGUUCAGAGUGGACCACCCUUUCAUGUUUGUCAUCAGGAAGAAUGACAUCAUCUUAUUUAUUGGUAAAGUCUCUUGCCCUUGA
Molecule: messenger RNA, 1143 nt
Organism: Dipodomys ordii (Ord's kangaroo rat)
Lineage: Eukaryota; Metazoa; Chordata; Mammalia; Rodentia; Heteromyidae
Gene: Serpinb7
Product: serpin peptidase inhibitor, clade B (ovalbumin), member 7
Exons: 7
Coding region: 1-1143 (380 amino acids)
Biological process (GO): negative regulation of endopeptidase activity
Molecular function (GO): serine-type endopeptidase inhibitor activity
Source: RefSeq, a predicted model, not a curated record